CGUAUGUAAUUAAAAUUUAUUAAGGACUGACCUUAUUACAAAAGACUAUUUUGGAAAUUUACUCUUUUAUUUAAUUGGAAAAGUGUAAUGUGAGAUGUGACUUGAGGUAGUAGUAUAUUGUAAUCCGCAACCCUUUUCCCACUCCAUGCUUGUUGAUAUAAAAGUGCACGUCUCUCUUUCUCUUUUAAAUUUCACCAUUCUUCUUCACCUUGCAAUCCGCAGUCCAUAUAAAAACAAGGGAAGAAGAUGGAGAAACAGAUUUUGGAUUAUGUUUUGGUGCCACUGGGCCUCUUGGCGAUGGUGGCUUAUCACCUAUGGCUUCUCGCCCAGAUUCGGAAUAACCCCAAUCGCACCGUCAUCGGCGUCAAUGCUAUCAACCGCCGCUUAUGGGUCCGUGCUAUGAUGGAGGAUGUGUCGAAGAACGGGGUUUUGGCAGUUCAGACGCUGAGGAACAACAUAAUGGCGUCCACGCUUUUAGCGUCGACGGCGAUCAUGCUGAGCUCCCUCAUCGCCGUCUUGAUGACGGGCGUCAACGGAGAACGUUCCAUGAGGCUGUUGUUGGGGGACCAGAGCGAGCUGGCUUCGUGCGUCAAGUUCUUCUCGAUACUGGUGUGUUUCCUGGUGGCUUUCCUGUUCAAUGUGCAGUCGAUAAGAUACUACAGCCACGCCAGCUUCCUCAUCAACGUACCCUGCCGGAGGAAGAUGGCGGCAGAGGCUGGUCGAGACAGCCCGUGCGGGACGUUCGUGUUGACGGCGGAGUACGUGGGGAGGACGGUGAACAGAGGGAGCUAUUUUUGGUCUCUGGGGCUCAGAGCAUUUUACUUCUCCUUCCCCCUUUUUUUGUGGAUCUUUGGACCUAUUCCUAUGUUCGUCUGUUGCAUGGUCAUGGUCUGCAUGCUUUAUUUCCUGGACGUCACGGUAGGUUUCGGGUUGGUGGUUUCAACAGUUGAAGAGUCCAAUGAUGAGGUGGAGAACAUCUUGGGACUAUAUAUAUAGAUCAGAGCUAGUUUAGUAAUUGGUAUAGCCUGCCUAAGAUAGUUGUUACUCCCAUGUUCUAUCCAAUGGCUUUCUCCUAGGUUGCUUCGAUAUUAAGGUUUGAUUUUCCUCUCCCCAUCAACAUUCCUACUUAUUUCAUUGGAGUAUGUUGAUAAUGAAAACAUUAUAAUAAUGCAAUUGAUUCUUU
Cuscuta campestris is the source of this 1183-nucleotide messenger RNA. The record is from the annotation of a GenBank genome assembly. NCBI's taxonomy places the organism in Eukaryota, Viridiplantae, Streptophyta, Magnoliopsida, Solanales, Convolvulaceae.